Drosophila teissieri is the source of this 2150-nucleotide messenger RNA. RefSeq names its product protein brown. The record is from RefSeq and is a predicted model, not a curated record. Gene Ontology annotation, cellular component: plasma membrane. NCBI's taxonomy places the organism in Eukaryota, Metazoa, Arthropoda, Insecta, Diptera, Drosophilidae. The coding region runs from base 1 to 2034 and encodes 677 amino acids. The transcript is spliced from 8 exons. Gene Ontology annotation, molecular function: ABC-type transporter activity; ATP hydrolysis activity; ATP binding.
AUGCAGGAAUCCGGCGGCUCGUCGGGUCAGGGACAGGGCGGUCCAUCGCUGUGCCUCGAGUGGAAGCAGCUGAACUACUAUGUGCCCGCCCAGGAGCAGAGCAACUACAGCUUCUGGAACGAGUGCCGCAAGAAGCGGGAGCUGCGGAUCCUCCAAGACGCCAGCGGGCACAUGAAGACCGGCGACCUCAUCGCCAUACUGGGCGGAUCCGGAGCGGGUAAGACCACGUUGCUGGCGGCGAUUUCGCAACGGCUGCGUGGUAACCUGACCGGGGAUGUGGUUUUGAACGGCAUGGCCAUGGAGCGGCAUCAGAUGACGCGCAUCUCCAGCUUUUUGCCGCAGUUCGAGAUCAACGUGAAGACGUUUACGGCCUACGAGCAUCUAUACUUUAUGUCCCAUUUCAAGAUGCACCGGCGCACCACCAAGGCGGAGAAACGUCAGAGGGUGGCAGACCUGCUCCUGGCAGUGGGCCUGCGGGACUCCGCCCACACCCGCAUCCAGCAGCUGUCGGGCGGAGAGCGAAAGCGACUCAGUUUGGCCGAGGAGCUGAUCACCGAUCCCAUAUUCCUGUUCUGCGAUGAGCCCACCACGGGAUUGGACAGCUUCAGCGCCUACUCGGUGAUCAAGACAUUGAGGCACUUGUGCACAAGGAGGCGGAUUGCGAAGCACUCCUUGAACCAGGUCUACGGCGAGGACUCGUUCGAGACCCCGAGUGGCGAGAGCAGUGCCAGUGGCAGCGGCAGUAAGUCCAUCGAGAUGGAGGUGGUGGCCGAAUCCCAUGAGAGUCUGCUGCAGGCGAUGCGGGAGCUCCCAGCCCUGGGUGUGCUGAGCAACAGCCCAAAUGGAACCCACAAGAAGGCGGCCAUCUGCUCCAUCCAUCAGCCAACGUCGGAUAUCUUCGAGCUCUUCACCCACAUCAUCCUGAUGGAUGGCGGCAGGAUUGUCUACCAGGGACGCACCGAGCAGGCGGCCAAGUUCUUCACAGACCUUGGCUACGAACUCCCGCUGAACUGCAAUCCCGCGGACUUCUACCUGAAGACCCUGGCGGACAAGGAUGGCAAGGAGAAUGCCGGCGCUGUGCUCCGGGCGAAAUACGAGCACGAGACGGAUGGACUCUACAGCGGCAGCUGGCUGCUAGCUCGCAGUUAUAGUGGGGAUUACCUGAAGCACGUGCAGAACUUCAAGAAAAUCCGCUGGGUGUAUCAGGUGUACCUUCUGAUGGUGCGCUUCAUGACCGAGGAUGUGCGGAAUAUCAAGAGUGGGCUCAUCGCCUUUGGCUUCUUCAUGAUCACCGCUGUAACACUAUCCCUCAUGUACUCCGGGAUUGGAGGACUCACCCAGCGGACGGUGCAGGACGUAGGUGGAUCCAUCUUCAUGCUCAGCAACGAGAUGAUCUUCACGUUCAGCUAUGGCGUGACCUAUAUAUUUCCCGCCGCCCUGCCCAUCAUCAGAAGGGAGGUGGGCGAGGGCACCUACAGCUUGUCCGCCUACUACGUGGCCCUGGUGCUCUCCUUCGUGCCCGUGGCCUUCUUCAAGGGAUACGUCUUCCUGUCGGUGAUAUAUGCCUCCAUAUAUUACACGCGCGGCUUCCUGCUGUACCUCAGCAUGGGCUUUCUGAUGAGCUUGUCCGCGGUGGCAGCUGUCGGCUAUGGGAUAUUCCUCUCCAGCCUCUUCGAGUCGGAUAAGAUGGCCUCCGAAUGCGCGGCGCCCUUCGAUCUGAUCUUCCUGAUUUUCGGAGGCACCUACAUGAAUGUGGACACAGUGCCUGGCUUGAAGUAUCUUUCGUUAUUCUUCUACUCCAACGAGGCACUGAUGUACAAGUUCUGGAUCGACAUCGAUAAUAUCGACUGCCCCGUCAACGAGGAUCACCCGUGCGUCAAGACCGGACUGGAGGUCCUCCAGCAGGGAUCUUAUCGCACCGCCGACUACACCUACUGGCUGGAUUGCUUCAGUCUGAUUGUGGUCGCGGUUAUAUUCCACAUCGUGUCCUUUGGGUUGGUGAGACGAUACAUUCAUCGCAGUGGUUACUAUUGAGUGCGGCGCUUUUAUUAUACUAAUUUCAGUUUACACUGUUACAGAACUUGUUUCAGCUUAAUUUCAGUUGCAUUGAGUACACGUGCAGUUAGAUAAGUAAAAUUUGUAAUUUUUAA